Molecule: messenger RNA, 821 nt
Organism: Epinephelus fuscoguttatus (brown-marbled grouper)
Lineage: Eukaryota; Metazoa; Chordata; Actinopteri; Perciformes; Serranidae
Product: arrestin domain-containing protein 3-like
Exons: 4
Coding region: 1-750 (249 amino acids)
Biological process (GO): protein transport
Cellular component (GO): cytoplasm; plasma membrane
Source: RefSeq, a predicted model, not a curated record
AUGCCGUCAUCUUUCAAGGGGAAGCAUGGAAAGAUCGUCUACAUGCUUGAAGCAAAGAUGUCCAGGAGUUGGCGGUGGCCCUCUAAAGCACGAGAAGAGCUCAACUUUGUCUCAAAGUCCCUUUCACACCAUGGCCAUGUAAUGUGUCCCCAGUCUGGUUCAGUGGAUAAAAAGACGGGGGUUUUCACCAAAGGACAGAUCCGCAUGUCUGCUGAUAUUAACAGAAAGGUUUGCUCUCCAGGACACUCUAUCUGCAACUCCUCUUCCAAAAAAAGGAAGCCCAAAUUCAGUUUACAUCAGAACAUAGUUUACCGUGCCGACGGCUCCACUAACACCAAUGACAAAAGUCUGUGCAAAAUGGUUGGAGAGACUAUCAAAGAGAGCUCAGAGGAAACUGUGUCCUGCCAAAUAAAGAUUCCUGAUGAUGUCAUCCACACUCUCACAAACUGUGAAAUCAUCUCCGUUGAACAUUACCUCAAGGUGUAUUUGGACAUCAGUUUUGCCUUUGAUUCAGAGGUGGUGUUUCCGCUCAUCAUCGUUCCUUCUCGCUUUACCACCCUUUAUCCUGAUGAGGCUAUGGGGCCUUACCCAGUUGGAGCUGCUGGGGGCCCAAGUUACAGCGACUUCCCUCCCCCUGCCUUCCCUGUGGGACCUUAUCCUGCACCCGCAGGUCCAGGUGCUUAUGGAUACCCAGCAGCAGAUCCUACUCAAUAUGCAAUCACAACAAACAACAAUAAUCCGUGGCCAUAGCAGACCAUUCAAUAUGGUUUUUCAACUGCAUCUUCAUCUGCAAUCCAGCAUCCUGGCCCUACUGCUCCACC